UGAUUAGCAAAUUCAGCUUCAAUUCUUACAGCAACAACACAAUAAUGUCUUCUGAUCUCUCUGUUAUCCUUCCUCGUGUUCUUAUCGUUUCUAGACGUAGUGUUCGCAAGAACAAGUUCGUCGAUUUCGUGGGGGAGUAUCAUCUUGAUCUUAUAGUGGGGUAUGGUGCGGUACCCGUGAUUGUGCCUCGUGUUUCUGGGGUUCACAUGCUGUUAGAUAGCUUCGAGCCCAUUCAUGGCGUGCUUCUCUGUGAAGGGGAAGACAUAGACCCAUCUUGGUACGAAGAAGACACAUCAGGUCUUUCACAGGAGGAACUUGAAGAGAUCAGAAGGCUUCAUGCCAGUGAUACAGCAAUUGAUAAAGAAAAAGAUUCAAUUGAGCUGAGACUUGCUAAGCUAUGCCUUGAGAGGAACAUUCCCUACAUGGGAAUUUGCAGGGGAUCACAGGUCCUUAAUGUUGCAUGUGGGGGUACCCUUUUUCAGGACAUAGGAAAAGAGCUUUCUAGGAAGUGUCCUGAAAGCCAGAGAGUGGUACACAUAAACUAUGAUGACUAUGAUGGCCAUAGGCAUAAGGUGAAAAUAGUGGAAAACACACCUCUGCAUAACUGGUUUAAGGAUUCUUUGGAAGAAGAUAAAAUGGAGAUUCUGGUUAAUAGUUAUCAUCAUCAGGGGGUUAAGAGACUGGCACAACGAUUUUUUCCGAUGGCUUUUGCCCCAGAUGGUUUGAUUGAAGGGUUUUAUGACCCAGAUGCUUAUAACCCUGAAGAGGGGAAGUUCAUUAUGGGAUUACAGUUUCAUCCUGAGAGAAUGAGGAAGCCUGAUUCUGAUGAAUUUGAUUACCCUGGAUGCCCAUUUGCUUAUAAGGAAUUUGUGAAGGCAGUGAUUGCUUACCAGAAGAAGUUGAAUAGUAUAACAUGUGUGCAAAGGCCUGUAAAGCUUAACAAGGAGAUGGAAAACAAGAGGAAGAUCAUAGUAAGAAGUUUCUCACUUGCCAAAGAUAUGUACGCCACAGGCAGAGGAAUGAACCCUUCCAAGGCGUCUGAACUUGAAGCUGGAGCAGAUUUCCUUGAGUCAAACACAGCGUUGAGUGUACAGCAAGAGAAGAGGUUAAAGCAGAUGGGGGCAACAGUUAGAAAUGCUGGGUCAUACAUUGAGAGGCUGAAACUGAAUGAAGAAAGGGAGAGAAUGGCAAGAAAUGUGAUGGCAAAAAUGACGGUGGAACAGUUAUCUGAGCUCUUGACCUUUUAUCACACGAUGGGUCAAAUAUGUUCUGAGGUGUUGGAAAAGAAGUUUCAUGAACUUGUGGUCAGCAAUAAUGACUUUGUUGGGUCAUAGCCUUUUUUCCUUUUCUCUCUCUUGUUCCUUUGUCUUUGGGUGGCCAUGCAAAGUAGGAUCUAUGGGACUCACGAGUAUCUUGUUGUAUCAUAGGGUCCCAGCAUGGUUUCUUCUGUUGUACAUCUUUCACUCUUUUUCCUCUCAAUGAAAGUGAUGU
Messenger RNA from Neltuma alba, 1491 nucleotides. RefSeq names its product putative glutamine amidotransferase GAT1_2.1. NCBI's taxonomy places the organism in Eukaryota, Viridiplantae, Streptophyta, Magnoliopsida, Fabales, Fabaceae. Gene Ontology annotation, cellular component: cytosol. The record is from RefSeq and is a predicted model, not a curated record. The transcript is spliced from 4 exons. Bases 45 to 1334 code for a protein of 429 amino acids. Gene Ontology annotation, molecular function: hydrolase activity, acting on carbon-nitrogen (but not peptide) bonds, in linear amides.